This is a messenger RNA of Cajanus cajan (pigeon pea), 1901 nucleotides long. Its product is annotated as putative protein phosphatase 2C 60. Gene Ontology annotation, biological process: protein dephosphorylation. Gene Ontology annotation, molecular function: cation binding; protein serine/threonine phosphatase activity. NCBI's taxonomy places the organism in Eukaryota, Viridiplantae, Streptophyta, Magnoliopsida, Fabales, Fabaceae. The record is from RefSeq and is a predicted model, not a curated record.
AAGCGGUGGUUUAAGCAUUCCUACAGUUGGGGCAACGGAAAAAGGAUUGUGAGCAUUUGUUGGACACAGAAAUAGAUUAUAGAUCGAUCAUUGGUCUCUCACACUCACACACACACACACACACACGCACGCUCUCUCCUUUCCCGAUUCCACUGCGCAUUUGAGAUGGGGAUAUACCUCAGCACUCCCAAAACAGACAAGGCCUCUGAAGAUGGGGAGAACGACAGGCUUCGCUUCGGUUUGUCUUCCAUGCAGGGCUGGCGUGCUUCCAUGGAAGAUGCUCAUGCAGCUCAUCCAUAUUUAGACGAGUCUACAUCUUACUUUGGUGUUUAUGAUGGUCAUGGAGGCAAAGCUGUUUCAAAAUUCUGUUCCAAGUAUCUACACCAGCAGGUGCUUAAGAGUGAAUCUUACCAAGCUGGUGAUAUAGGCACAUCUUUACACAAAUCUUUCCUCAGAAUGGAUGAGAUGAUGCGUGGACAAAGAGGUUGGAGAGAAUUAGCAGUCUUGGGAGAUAAAAUAGAAAAGUUGUCUGGUAUGCUAGAGGGUUUUAUAUGGUCUCCCAAGAGUGGUGAAGCCAAUGACCGCAUCGAUGAUUGGGCUUUUGAGGAGGGACCCCAUUCCGAUUUUGGUGGACCAAACUCUGGAAGCACAGCUUGUGUGGCUGUCAUCCGAGGAAAAAAACUUGUUGUUGCUAAUGCUGGAGAUUCUAGAUGUGUCUUAUCAAGGAAAGGCCAGGCACACAAUUUGUCUAAAGAUCACAAGCCUGAUCUGGAGGCUGAGAAAGACAGGAUUCUAAAAGCUGGUGGUUUCAUCCAAGUUGGACGGGUCAAUGGAAGUUUGAACUUGGCUAGAGCAAUUGGAGAUAUGGAAUUCAAGCAGAAUAAGUAUUUGCCUGCCGAAAAGCAGAUUGUGACAGCUGAACCGGACAUAACUUCAGUUGAGCUUUGUGAUGAUGAUGAGUUUCUUGUAAUAGCUUGUGAUGGAAUAUGGGAUUGUAUGUCUAGCCAACAGCUUGUGGACUUUAUACAUCAUCAAUUAGAGACGGAGAAUAAACUUUCUGCGGUUUGUGAGAAAGUAUUUGAUAGGUGCUUGGCACCGACAGCUGGAGGUGAAGGUUGUGAUAACAUGACCAUGAUAUUGAUUCAGUUCAAAAAACCUUCCAGCCCAGAUGCUUCAGUUGCGAACCAGCCCCAAUCGUCUGCCCAAUCAUCUGCCCAAUCUUCUGCGCAGCCCCAAUCAUCUGAAGCUGAUAGAAGUUCAGAGAAAAGAGAAUCAAAGUGAGAGAAUUUGGGACCUGACUUGAUAGCCAUCAAUUUCUUACUACAUACAUUGGUGAGCAAAGGUUCCUGGGUACUAGUUUAUAUCCAGAUUUAAGGAUGUUAAUUGUCAAUAGGGGAUUGUAAAUUUGUGACAAACUACUAAUUAAUGGGGCUAAUAUUGGCUUUGUACAUAAGCGUGGGUGUCUAUGUCUACCCAAAAAAAGAUUCAACAAGCAUACUGAUACACAUUGGAUGGCUAAAAUCACCUUUUUGAAAACUUGCCAAUGCCAAUAUGAGCGCCCACCGGAAGAGUGCGUAAACGAUCGUGUCUGGGUUCAUUAUCCAUGAUCAGUACAAGUUUCUUAAGGAUUUGGUGCAAUGUACGGACUUAUAUACAGGUAAUCCUUUUGUUUCUGCACUACAAAGAGUCAAAGACCCCUCCGUGGGUUGAUGCACCCGUGAUGCUCUUGACAUUAUUGCUAUAUUUCUUUUUUGGAAAGUAUACUUCCUCCGUGAUUUUUUGUUUGGUUUUGUUAUAUCUACGUUUAUUUAUAUGCAAAUUUAAAUUACUGGUUCCAAAGUCAUUUUGGAAACGCUGAGGAUCUUGAUACCCGAUAAAAAUGUUAAUAUAACUUGGUUCAA